AUGAACGUUGAUAAUGAUAAUAAUGAUGCAGAAUUUGAUCAGAUUAUUGACAUAGGACCGAUUGAAUCAAUUACUCAUAAUUAUUUGGCAAAUUUUAAGUACUGGAGUAAAAUAAAAACGAAUGGUGCAUGCAGUUAUAAAUUUGAUAAUGAAGUUAAGAAACUAAAUAAUGAUGACGAAUUAUUGAAAGAGUUUAUAACUGUUGCAACAAAGAAAUUAUCUUCGAAGGCACCAUCUGAUACAAGAGAAAAAUGGGAAAUUUUACUGAAAUUUUCUUUUAUUAAAACAAAUAUUGAUGAAUUUGAUACAUUAAAUAGGAAAUACGAAAGGCAAUAUUGGGCAAAUGGAUUAAAAGAACUAAAUAUUAACUUGAGUAAAAAUUGUGGAAAAACUUGUAAUAUUUGUACAGAAGAUUAUGACAAUACAAAUAUACCAAUAACUCUUGAUUGCUCACAUGAGCUCUGUGGAACAUGCGCAGAAAAAGUAAAUUAUAAAUGUCCAUUUUGUAGGGAUGAAAGUUUAGUUUGA
Messenger RNA from Entrophospora sp. SA101, 528 nucleotides. The record is from the annotation of a GenBank genome assembly. NCBI's taxonomy places the organism in Eukaryota, Fungi, Glomeromycota, Glomeromycetes, Entrophosporales, Entrophosporaceae.